AAGCCACCUGUGUUGUGAACUCAAUUUCUAUUUUCCUCUCUCCAUUUUCUUCUUCCCUUAAUUUUUCUCUUUCUAAAUAUGUACACAGUUUUCUUCUACACUUUUAUUGGCAUCACAAAAUUAAUUUAGCCCUUUAACUUGCUGUUCUUGAUUCUGUCUUAUUAUUAGGCUUGUUGGGUUUUUUUUGGCUAUGGGUGCAGAAGUUGAGGAGUUAAUUAAAAAUGAGAAAUAUGGAGUUGUAUCCAAUAGACAGAAGGAGAGUUUUUUCUCUAAAUUCACCCAAAUCUCUGCCUUGUUGGUUGGUUUUGUUGGUUCAAUAAGUAUUUCUUGUCAUGUCUUCUUAUAAGUAAAAAAGAAAAAUAAUUAGCCACUUUUUUCAGCUCUCUUCUCAGUCACUUUCUUACAAUUUUCUUACUGGUUGAUCCAAAAAAAUAAAAUAUUGAACUUUCAAGAAACUGCAAUCAUCAUGAAGAGAGUUCGUAGCAAAGAUUCUUUGGGUGCACCAUUGAUGUCCAUGUCAAAAUACUACAGAUGACCAAAACAAUUGGAACAGCCAAGUUUAUUCAAGGGACUUUCAGUACUCCAUGUUAGAAGGCUUAGAUGAUGAAGCCACCUGUGUGGAAGAAUCCGGUGUAGGAUCGGAGAAAAAACGACGGUUAAGGGUGGACCAAGUGAAGGCAUUAGAGAAGAAUUUUGAAGUUGAUAACAAACUUGAACCUGAGAGGAAAGUGAAAUUGGCUCAAGAACUCGGGUUGCAACCGCGACAAGUGGCGAUUUGGUUCCAAAACCGCCGUGCAAGGUGGAAGACUAAGCAAUUGGAGAGAGAUUACAAUGUUCUCAAAGCCAAUUUUGAUUCUCUCAAACAAAACUAUGAGUCUCUCCAACAUGACAAUGAAGCUCUCUUGAAAGAGAUUAAUGACCUGAAAUCAAAGCCACAUGGAGGAAACAAUGAAACCAAAGUUGCUGUGAAAGAAGAGGCUACAGAUACUGAAACUGAUGACAAAGAUAUUGAACAGAGCAACAACCCAAACAACACUUCUAAUACAGAGCUCAAAUUUGAGAGUUGCUUUAAUGGUGGAAAUGGAACUAUAAAUGCCUCCAUUUUUACUGAUUUCAAAGAUGGAUCAUCAGAUAGUGAUUCAAGUGCAAUCUUGAAUGAAGAUAACAGUCCAAAUGGAGCUUUCUUGAUUAAUAAUUCCAAUGGAAGAUCAUCAUCACCAGAUUCUAAUUCUUCAUUGAAUUGCUUCCAAUUCUUGGAUCCAAAUCAAAAAUCAAUUCUUGGUGAUGCCCACAAGGUUAAUUAUAAUCCAUCAUAUUUUGUGAAGAUGGAGGAGCAUAAUUUUUUCAGUGGUGAAGAAUCUUGCAGUACUUUGUUCGCAGAUGAACAAGCUCCUACACUUCAUUGGUACUCUCCAGAGGACUGGAAUUGGAAAGAUACCUAAUUUUGUAUAGAGGGGUAAGACUGUAAAAUUUAUCUGGUUUUUAUCGAUGGAGCAACGGGCAGAAUCCUUUACAGAUGACUUAAAUAUGCGAAGAGUAUCAGUAUCUAAGUGACCUUGCUACCACGAUGAUGCGAGAAGUAUUGUUAAUGACAAAGUGAUUUUGCCGUCACGCUCAUUGAGAUUUAGCUCUAUGUUACGUUGCUCUCGUCAAAACAAGAACCC
Lycium ferocissimum is the source of this 1664-nucleotide messenger RNA. Its product is annotated as homeobox-leucine zipper protein ATHB-6-like. The transcript has 3 exons. Lineage: Eukaryota; Viridiplantae; Streptophyta; Magnoliopsida; Solanales; Solanaceae. The coding region runs from base 585 to 1442 and encodes 285 amino acids. Gene Ontology annotation, molecular function: sequence-specific DNA binding; DNA-binding transcription factor activity, RNA polymerase II-specific. The record is from RefSeq and is a predicted model, not a curated record. Gene Ontology annotation, biological process: positive regulation of DNA-templated transcription. Gene Ontology annotation, cellular component: nucleus.